GCCCAGCAAAAGCCAAGAAAAGCUACUUAAUCGUCGCUCUUAAGCACGCAAAUGGACGGUCAUGCUCUAGAAUAUCGGCUGCUUGGCAACCAAGACGCCAUGAAAUACAAAGGUUCCAUCUUCGCUGGUCUAGCCAGAGUGUGUGAGUUUAGGUCUACUGCUAUGCGCUCGUUCUGUCGCUGAGGAUGGACGAUCGAAACAUAUUGAGCCUCGCUAAAGACAAGAUAGACAAUCCACCAGACAAAAGUAGCCGCAUCUACAGUAGCGGUAAGGCUCUCUACACUUAAAAAAAAGGAUCCCCCAAUUUAUCAGUCCUAGUUUGGGUUACAGGGGACUUUUCGAGUCAGGUGCAUUGUGGGCGGGUGUCCACAGCCCCCUCCCCCUCCCUAUCGUCUCAGAGAAACAGGCCUCUAGCGCCUAAAUCAGUGGCGCCGUUGCACCCCAAAGGCUAACCUUAAUCUUGUCCCCGGCCCUGUUUGGGCCGAUUGGGGGCGGCGAGUUGCACUUUUGUUCGCCGCCGCCACUGUAACAAGGACCUCAGGGAACGCCAUGUGGCCGGCGUUUGUUGCUUCUAUUGGAAAGACGGCCCGUUGAUUCUACCCUCCGGUACAUCUGCAAAUUCAGCUCUAGCUGUUGUCUAUCUAGUUCGGCAAGUUUGGAUGACAGUGAGCGUUGCGCUGCGCAGGGUUGCAAUGAACGAGGUGUUCAUCAAUCACUGCACCAUGAUGAAGACAAAUUAUAGUUUAUCUCGUGUUAUAGGAGAUUUGAUGGCCUUCUGUAGCGGCCAGCCACUUUUCUUGUCUCCUUCUGCAUUCGGCCUUGCUACCGACAAGCAACGCUACAGCCCCGUCAGGAGAAACUACAGGUCAAUGUAAGUCGUGGCGGCCACUACCAGAAAGGCUCUGGCGAGUGCUGCAACCCACUCUGAAAUGGGCUCCUUGUCCUAUCUCUUGGCAGCAUUAGCCACUAAGCCAGUAUUAGCAACAAAAAUCAACUUGUGGAAAGGUUCCCCAGGAUUUGCGGGGAGUUAGCCUUGGACAAUGGGAGGGGAACGCUUGCUUGACUAGCAAUGUGCCCCCCAAUGCCAAUGGCCCAGGGCCCGAUGGUGAGCUUCUUAAAUCAUGCGCAAUUCCCACCUUCAAUCGACUUCUUGCUCUUUCGUCUCUGUAAUCAAACAUCACCUUUUCAAUAGCCGUUCUUCUCAGCUCCGUCAUUGAGAAAGCUCGCUACUAUGGAGAAGACUCGACGUGACGAUGCCUCGCCUGGCAGAGAUGCGCCAGUGCUCGAUGAGAAGCAUGUGCCAGAGAAGGAUGAUACCUUUGUUCAAGUUGCGUCUGCUACCGACUCUGAAGGACAGGUCAUGCGAACGCAUACCUUGGAAGGACACUUGAACGCUACAGAAGACGAUAUUCUGGAGGCCAGAGAGCUUGCUGCGUCUUUCAGCUUGGAACAAGUUCAGGCUGUAUGUACUUUGUUUCCACCCACGCCGGAUGUCUGCUUACAGUACUGCAGAUGAUGAAGAACGUUUUGGCAAUUCACGAUGGUGAUCCCAACUUCCCCUUCAUUACCCUCCAGAAAAUCAAAGAAUUUCUGUCAAACCCCAACAUUGCCGACAACCCUGAGAAGCAUGAAGACAUCAUUCAGGAGAUGAAGCUUGAGGCGGCUCUCAUUACCAACAACAGUCCCUACGCUGAAGUCCGCGCUGUCGUGGACAACCGCGACGACCCUAAUACCCCGGUUUCUACCAUCCGUGCCUGGACUAUUGGUAUCAUCUUUUCCGUCUUCCUCGCUUUUGUGAACCAACUCUUCAGUAUCCGUCAACCAAGUAUCCGUUUUGAUACCAAUGUUGCCCAGUUGCUCGCUUUCCCACUCGGCAAGGCCUGGGAAAAGUUCAUGCCCAACGCCGAUAUACCUCUCCCCUUCACCAACAUCAAGAUACCUCUCAACCCCGGACGUUUCAACAGAAAAGAGCAUAUGCUCAUUGCCAUCAUGGCCAACACGUCCAGGAGUGCACCGUACACCAAUUACAUCAUCUGGACUCAAGUUCUCCCCUUCAUGUUCAACCAACAGUAUGCUCGAAGCUUCGGCUACAUGUUCCUUAAUGCCUUUGGUACCAACUUCAUUGGUUACGGCCUUGCUGGUCUAACCCGAAAGUUUCUCGUUUACCCAUCCUACUGUGUCUGGCCGACAUCCCUAGUCACGAUUGCCCUGAACACUGCCCUCCACAACGAAGAGAACCACAGCGUCAUUGGCCCCUUUAAACAAGUUUGGCACAUGUCCCGCUACAAAUUCUUCUUGGUUACCUUUGCUGCCAUGUUCUGCUACUUCUGGUUCCCCAACUACCUUUUCGAGGUUCUCUCCUACUUCAGCUGGAUGACCUGGAUUGCGCCCAAGAACAUGCAUCUCGACAUCCUCACUGGCUUCAAGAAUGGACUUGGUUUGUUCAACCCCGUCCCCACAUUUGACUGGAACAUUGUCUGCUUCACCUAUGAUCCUCUGAUGGUGCCUGCUUUCUCCAGCUUCAACGCUUCUGGUGGCAUGUUCAUCACUGGCUUCCUCAUUCUUGCUGUUUGGUACACAAACACCUGGAACACCGCCUAUCUGCCCAUCAACACGAACCGUACCUAUGAUCACUUUGGCAAGACGUACAAUGUCUCGCGUACCAUUGAUGCCCGUGGUAUGUACGAUGAGACCAAGUACAGAGCGUACUCUGCCCCGUACAUGAGUGCCGCCCAGAGUCUCUGCUAUGGUUUUUUCUUUGCUGUCUACGCUGCCAUUGUUACCCACGUCUUGCUGUACCACCGUUACGAGCUUGUCAUGGGCUUCCGAAACCUCUGGGAGGGCUUCAAGUGGAAGAAGAACAAGAAGAAUGGCGAGGGCAACGCUGAUGCUGAUGGCACCGUCCGUGCCAACGCUGGUGAAUACAAGGAUGUCCAUAACCGUCUCAUGGCCGCCUAUCCUGAGGUAUCUGAAUGGUGGUACAUGGGUGUCCUACUAAUCUCUGUGGCCUUUGGUAUUGUUGGUAUUACUUGCUGGCCAACCUACACGUCCCCUGCCGUCGUAUUCUACGGUAUUUGGCUCUGCUUGAUCUUCGUCAUCCCCGUCGGUAUCGUCUAUGCCAUGACUGGUAUUGAAGUUACCCUCAACGUCCUGGCUGAAUUCAUUGGUGGUAUGAUUGUUGAGGGUAACGCGCUGGCCAUGAACUUCUUCAAGUCCUAUGGCUACGUCACCUGCGCUCACGCACUGUCCUUUGCAAACGAUUUGAAGAUUGCCCACUACGUCAAGAUCCCCCCUCGAGUCACUUUUGCUGGCCAGAUUAUCGCUACCCUCAUCUCCACCAUUGUCUGCACUGGUGUCAUGAAGUUUCAGAUCGACAUCAAGGAUGUCUGCACAGCCAGCGCCUCCAUGCGAUUCUUGUGCCCUGGUCCUAACACCUUCUUCACAGCCUCUAUCCUCUGGGGUACCAUUGGCCCUAUCAAGGUGUUCGGCAAGGACGGACAGUAUGCAUGGUUGCUCAUGGGCUUCCCUAUUGGCAUCCUGAUCGUUACCGGCGCCUGGGGUCUCAAGAAGCUGUACCCCAACUCUUCUGCCCUCCGCCAGAUCCAUGUCGUCGCUGCUCUCGCUGGUAGUCUUCAGUGGGCUCCUUACAGCUACUCUUACUCGUUCCCUGCCGUCCCUGUUGCUUGGUUCUCCUGGAUCUACAUCCGCAAGCGCUACCUCGCUUUCUGGUCCAAGUACAACUUUGUGCUCUCGGCAUCUUUCUCCUCUGCCAUCGCCAUCUCGGCUAUCGUCAUGCUCUUCUCCGUCCAGUGGGUUGGUAUUGAGAUUCCAUGGUGGGGUAAUGAGCAGGCAAGCGUAGGUUGUGAGGCCAAGGCUUGCACUCUGAAGCAGCUCAGCACUGGCGAGCGCUUCUACCCCUGGUGGGACGGAACGAAGGUUCCUGCCCCCUAAGGCACUGCGAUCUAAAGUUGAAAAUCUGAUUUGAAUGUAUAUGUUAGCGGAUGAGAGAAAUGUUGUUACGAGUUGCAUAGCGUUCUUAAUCUGUUUGGAACGAUUUGCCGUUAAGUUUUGGUUAUUUCAUAGUUCAAUAAUAUGAUGAUAUCAUGUUGUUUCUUUAAACAUUAUGCUUCUUAAGACACUUGUGCACUUUGCAA
Molecule: messenger RNA, 4154 nt
Organism: [Torrubiella] hemipterigena
Lineage: Eukaryota; Fungi; Ascomycota; Sordariomycetes; Hypocreales; Clavicipitaceae
Source: the annotation of a GenBank genome assembly